Molecule: messenger RNA, 4167 nt
Organism: Gadus morhua (Atlantic cod)
Lineage: Eukaryota; Metazoa; Chordata; Actinopteri; Gadiformes; Gadidae
Gene: cds1
Product: CDP-diacylglycerol synthase (phosphatidate cytidylyltransferase) 1
Exons: 14
Coding region: 360-1694 (444 amino acids)
Cellular component (GO): endoplasmic reticulum membrane
Molecular function (GO): phosphatidate cytidylyltransferase activity
Source: RefSeq, a predicted model, not a curated record
UUGAUUGGAUGCCUGUUGACCGCAGCAGAAGCAGCAGGAAGAGCCGCUGCUGUAAUAAACAAACGCAGUGGAAACGGCUGGUAGCUCCAGGUCCUUGUCCCAAAACCCGCAGGUAUUCACCAAUAAAAAGCCUCAGCACAGACUUAUCAAGACCCCGUCUAGACUCACGGCAUUACCGGGUCUCAGCCUUAACCAGACCUCCGGGUCUUCACCGGGACCUGCUCGACCGGGGAGACGCUCACCGCACCGGGAGUUUAAAAGGGAUUAAAAGGUCUCUUCAGCCGUCGUCCAGCUCCGAGUGAGAACCAAUAACAGGUCCACUAACCUUAACGUGAACAGGUGAACAUAAGCAGGUGAACAUGACGGAUCUGAGGCGGCGAGGUGGAGGCGGCGACACCGACAACAGCGACAACAUCAGCGACAAGGAGGCUGACGGAGAGGACCGGCUGGCCUGUCCAGGGGAGGCGGAGUCUAAGGAUGCAACCCCUGAUGUGGCCCCCCCCUCCGAGAACACCCCACACUGUCUCAACAAGGCCCUGGAGGGCCUACCACCCAGAUGGAAGAAUUACUGGAUCCGGGGAGUUCUUUCUCUGGCCAUGAUUUCUGGUUUCUUCCUCAUCAUCUACCUUGGUCCCAUCACCCUCAUCCUAGUGGUGAUGACGGUGCAGAUAAAGUGUUUCCAGGAGAUCAUCACCAUCGGCUACCGGGUGUACCGCUCCUACGAGCUGCCCUGGUUCAGGACGCUCAGCUGGUACUUCCUUGUGUGUGUGAACUACUUCUUCUACGGUGAGACGCUGGCGGACUACUUCGGGGCCCUGGUGCAGAGGGAGGAGCCACUGCAGUUCCUUUCCCGCUACCACCGCUUCAUCUCAUUCGCGCUCUACCUGGCAGGUUUCUGCAUGUUUGUGCUGAGUUUAGUGAAGAAACAUUACCGCCUGCAGUUUUACAUGUUUGCCUGGACCCAUGUGACCCUGUUGAUCGUUGUCACUCAGUCCCAUCUGGUCAUUCAAAACCUCUUUGAAGGGAUGAUCUGGUUCAUCGUUCCCAUCUCCAUCGUGAUCUGCAACGACAUCAUGGCCUACCUGUUUGGCUUUUUCUUUGGAAGGACUCCACUGAUAAAGCUCUCCCCUAAGAAGACAUGGGAGGGGUUCAUCGGAGGUUUCUUCUCCACGGUGGUCUUCGGGUUCCUGCUGGCCUACCUCCUGGCUCAGUUCCAGUACUUUGUGUGUCCGGUGGGCUACAACAGCGAGACGUACCGCUUCACCGUGGAGUGUGAGCCCUCAGAGCUCUUCAUCCUGCAGGAGUACACACUCCCGGCCGUGGUGCAGAACGCGCUUGGGAAGGAGACGGUUCAGCUGUACCCCUUCCAGAUCCACAGCAUCUUCCUGUCUUCCUUUGGGUCGCUCAUUGGACCGUUUGGUGGAUUCUUCGCCAGCGGUUUUAAAAGAGCCUUCAAAAUAAAAGACUUUGCCGACACCAUCCCAGGUCAUGGUGGGAUCAUGGACCGCUUUGACUGUCAGUACCUGAUGGCCACUUUCACCCACGUCUACAUCGGUAGCUUCAUCAGAGGUCCUAACCCCACAAAGGUGCUACAGCAGCUGUUGGGUCUGCAGCCUGCGCAGCAACUCAGCAUCUUCAACACUUUGAGCUCCCACCUGAGAGAGAGGGGCAUGCUGCCCCCUGCUGGACUGUAGUGUGUGACUGUAGUGUGUGACUGACUGUAGUGUGUGUGUGUGUGUGUGUGUGUGUGUGUGUGUGUGUGAGUGUGAGUGUGUGUGUGUGUGAGUGUGUGAGAGAGACACAUGCAUGUGGGCAGCAUGCUGGGCCACAACUUUUUAUCAAACUACAGUGAACUACUAUUACCCUUUUGAGCGCUGACCCGUGGGACGGACACGGUGCAACCAAGUGUUGAGGUGCGACCCCCGACCCCCAGGGGGCAGACUGGACCCCCCGCCCCCCAUCACCCCCUGAGGUAGCAGACUGGACCCCCCGCCCCCCAUCACCCCCUGAGGUAGCAGACUGGACCCCCCGCCCCCCAUCACCCCCUGAGGUAGCAGACUGGACCCCCCGCCCCCCAUCACCCCUGAGGUAGCAGACUGGACCCCCCGCCCCCCAUCAUCCCUGAGGUAGCAGCCUGGACCCCCCGCCCCCCAUCACCCCUGAGGUAGCAGACUGGACCCCCCGCCCCCCAUCACCCCUGAGGUAGCAGCCUGGACCCCCCGCCCCCCCAUCACCCCUGAGGUAGCAGACUGGACCCCCCGCCCCCAAUCACCCCCUGAGGUAGCAGACUGGACCCCCCGCCCCCCAUCACCCCCUGAGGUAGCAGACUGGACCCCCCGCCCCCCAUCACCCCCUGAGGUAGCAGACUGGACCCCCCGCCCCCCAUCACCCCCUGAGGUAGCAGACUGGACCCCCCGCCCCCAAUCACCCCUGAGGUAGCAGACUGGACCCCAUCAACCCCUGAGGUAGCAGCCUGGACCACCCCCGCCCCCCAUCACCUCUGAGGUAGCAGCCUGGACCCCCCCCCCCUGCAGGUAGCAGCCACAGUAAGAAUCACAUCUCAGCAGGGUUUACUGUAUUGUUGUAAUGUGAUAACUUUCUACUGUUAGAAUAAUAAUGCUAUAACUCUAUAUUGUUAGAAUAAUAAUGUUAUAACUCUGUUAUAAUAUUGUUAUAACUAUAUACUGUUAUAAUAUUUAUAUUAUCUUAAUGUAAAUUUAAAGCAUAAUUAGAACAUAAAUCAAUAUUAAUGCUAUAACUCUGUUGUAAUGAAAUGUUAUAACUACUGUUCUAAUAGUAAUGUUAUAACACCUUAAGUCACAGCCUCAGCCUGUGUUCACUCCUGUCACCUCAGCUUGCCCUUAGUGUUUAGAUCUGACCUGUGCAUGCAUAGCGAUCACUGUAUAGUACUGUACAUACACUAUGGUAAUGAUGUUCACAUGAAGAAAUGCCUAAAAUAUAAACUUUAAGAAACUAUAUAAAUCUGUAGAUCUAUAUAGAUGGGACUUGGGAUAGGAGACUGCUGUGUAGAAAGUAAACAUUUUAAACCGAUUUAAGCGUGCUAAAGUUGAACUUUGACUUGCGAUUGUGCUUCCUGUGUUCCUGGUGCCUUCUGCAGGGGAGGCUAGACUACAGGGAGCAUUGGUUUUGAAUUUGCUUGACAUUGUUGAUGUUAAGGUUGCGACCUGACGCUUAUUGCAGUGUAUGAUGGGAGACCCAAUAUUACCAGAGAGGUAGAUUUAGCAAUACUUUGAUCUUAUGCAAAUGUCUCACUGAAUCAUUUGAGUUGUGGUUUCUGUUGGGUAGGGUGAAGUACCAUGAUUCUGGUACGGGUUAUACAAAAUUACUUCUGUCAAUGGAAAUGUAUUGUUUACCGUUUUUUAGAUGUUCGAAUGAUAAAAUUCAACAGUAUCAUACCAAUAUAACGUCACAAAUAAUGAAAUGGGGCAAGAUUAUUUUGAUAAACAAUGCAGAAGGCUUUACCAGAGUGCAAUUUGUAAAAUGUUGUCCAAAUUAGAUUUUCCGAGGAAAAUCUUGAAUGUGUUGUGGAACUAGGUGACUGAGUACCACAUUCCUGUUUCACUUCCAGUUGGCUUACGGAAAUAUUUGGGACCAGCUGUUUGAAAAUGAUAUAAUGUCGUCCUCUAGUGUUACCAGGAACUAACGGCUAUAACUAGUAACUACUAUAACUAGAAACUCCUUGUCAGUCUACAGAGUUCAGAUAGAUAUGACCUUUCUUUUUAUUUAUACACACAUUGACACUGAGUCAGGACCUUUUAUGAUCUUUAGACAGAUAAAGUUCAGCCUCUGAUUGUUGCGUGUACUGAUUCUUCUGAAGUGAUUUUUAAAAGGAGGUUUUGAGGUUAUAGUUGUAACUUGACCAGUUUAGGUUAUCAUGCACUGCAUAUGUUAUGUCAUUUUCAUUUUGUGUAGGUUUGUUUGAUUUGCAAUAUGCUGGAAUGUUUUCUAAUGAAAUAUCUAAUAGCUUUUGAACUGAGAUUGAACUGUAGAAUCUAUGAUAUGGAAGAGUACUGUUAAUAUAUGGGCAAUGUGAAAUACAAAGAUGUAAUGUAGAACACCACGUAUGUUAUUCAUAUAGUCAUUGCUGGUUGUGGAGAUAUAUACUGUAUUGAGAUGAAUAAAGAAAGUUUAUUUUUUUUCUUUAAA